Paramecium sonneborni is the source of this 1373-nucleotide messenger RNA. NCBI's taxonomy places the organism in Eukaryota, Ciliophora, Oligohymenophorea, Peniculida, Parameciidae. The record is from the annotation of a GenBank genome assembly.
AAUAAAUGUAAGAGAAAUUAAUAGCUGGGCUAACAUCAAGUUACGGUAGUUUAUUUGGUCAAUAAUAUUUGAAAUGGUUAAGAAUACCUCCUUCUUAUUUAAGAGUGAUGCAAUCUAUUGAUUAUAGAGGAGGAAUGUAUGCAGCUUAAAAAAUAAAGGCAAAUCAAUAAAUAAUGCUUAUUUCAACUGAGAAAUGUUUUACAAGUGUAGAAUUUGUAGGUUGUGAUACAAGAAAAUCAUAAGAACUUCAGGUAUGUAGUCGCAAAUUAAUUAGACCAUAGCAUCAUAAAUUGCUCACAAAAUAUGUGGUGAAAAAGUGGAAUAGCAAUAUUUGGUCACAGGAUUACUUAAAAUUAUUAUGCAAAUAUUUGUACAUUAAAAAGAUCAAUCAUUAACGAACUCUCCAUUUGCAAAUAUGAUUUAAUCUCCUAACACUCCUUUGUUAUGGCCUUAAACUGUGAUAGAUCUCAUUUCUUCUAGGAAUUUAGCUAAUCUUAUUGAAGGUACUCUUCUUUAAUGUUAAUCAAUGUAUAAUGAAUUACAAUUAAGCAAAGUUUAUGGAUUGACUGCUCUUGAUUUUUUAAAACUAUUUCAAGCAGUCAGAUCUUAGUUAAUAUGUUUCAAUCCAUAGUAAUAUUAUUAAUUUAAUUUCUAUCUAGAAAACCUAAAUACUUUGAUAUGUAAUCUGUUUAGAUAGUAUCACCGUUAGUCUACUAAUUUCAACAUUCAUUUGAUCCUAAUUGUUAUUUAGAUGGCUGCUAUUUAAGCCAUGAAAAUAUGAGUUUUGUUGAUUUCACUGCUAAAAAACUUAUUGAACCUGGAGAUGUAAUUUAUUUAUUUACUUUUUAGAAAUUAACUAUCAAUUAUGGUAACUUAAGUAACCAUGAUUUAUUAAUGAGACAUGGUAUUAUUGUUGAUGAUAAUCCAUUUAAUGAAAUGCCUAUCGAUCUAGAUUUCACUUCUGCUAUUAAUUUCACUGAAUAACUUUUUGAAUAAAAAUAAAAAUGGCUCAGAUAAAGUGAAAUCACUAACAUUGAAAGAUAAAUCUUGUAUAAUAACAAAAUUAAUGUUCAACUAUUGCAGUAAAUUUUAUUUAUAUCUAUUUCUAGGUAUCUGAGAAUCUAUUUUCUUACAGAAUAAGAAUUUUCUAUUAAUCCACAUCUAGAAUUCAAUUCAUUUCUAUCAAAAAUUAGUGAAGAAAAUGAAAUGUUGGUCAAAUAGUUUAUGAUCUAACACAUCAAGAAUACCUUAUCCUCUUAUAAACAAAUUUCUAAACCCAUUGGCAAAGAAUUGUAAGACCUUUACAAAAUUUAAAAGGAUGAGAUGACCAUACUAUAAAAUAAUCUAACUUUUUUUAGUAAAUGAGAGAAAAU